Molecule: messenger RNA, 2213 nt
Organism: Sciurus carolinensis (gray squirrel)
Lineage: Eukaryota; Metazoa; Chordata; Mammalia; Rodentia; Sciuridae
Gene: Pycr1
Product: pyrroline-5-carboxylate reductase 1
Exons: 9
Coding region: 9-1259 (416 amino acids)
Biological process (GO): L-proline biosynthetic process
Molecular function (GO): pyrroline-5-carboxylate reductase activity
Source: RefSeq, a predicted model, not a curated record
CUCCUUGGAUGCUCUGGGAGGAGAGCAUACCCUGGGGCUUGGCCGAAGGAAAACGCGGACUCUGGAGUGCAGGGAAGGCUGGGCCUCUUCUCCUGAGGAACUGGGCUUCAAGAAAGGGACAGGCAGAGCCCUCUCCCUUGUUGAAUACCACCUGUUUGGAGUGUAAGAGGCCUGUGACCACAAAGAACAGCCAGCUUUCAAAGUCGCGUCUGCGAGGUAGCUCUACAGAGGAGACACCCACCAGCUGCCCUGCAGAGCCGGAACCAGCUGUGAGGGCUGCCGGUUUGGGGCCUCCAGGCAUCAUGAGCGUGGGCUUCAUCGGGGCUGGCCAGCUGGCCUUUGCUCUGGCCAAGGGCUUUACAUCAGCAGGUAUCCUGGCGGCCCACAAGAUAAUGGCCAGCUCCCCAGACAUGGACCUGGCCACAGUUUCUGCCCUCAGGAAGAUAGGGGUGAACCUGACACCCCACAACAAGGAGACUGUGCAGCACAGCGACGUGCUGUUCCUGGCCGUGAAGCCACACAUCAUCCCCUUCAUCCUGGACGAGAUUGGCACUGACAUUGAAGACAGGCACAUCGUGGUAUCCUGUGCGGCCGGUGUUACCAUCAGCUCCAUUGAGAAGAAACUGACAGCAUUUCGACCAGCACCCAAGGUUAUCCGCUGCAUGACCAACACCCCAGUUGUGGUGCGAGAGGGGGUCACUGUAUAUGCCACGGGCACCCAUGCCCAAGUGGAGGAUGGCAGGCUCCUGGAGCAGCUCCUAGGCAGCGUGGGCUUCUGCACGGAGGUGGAGGAGGACCUGAUCGAUGCUGUCACAGGGCUCAGUGGCAGUGGCCCUGCCUAUGCAUUCACUGCCCUGGAUGCCCUAGCUGAUGGCGGUGUCAAAAUGGGACUUCCAAGGCGCCUGGCAGUCCGCCUUGGGGCCCAGGCCCUCCUGGGAGCUGCCAAGAUGCUGCUGGACUCAGAACAGCACCCAGGCCAGCUCAAAGACAACGUCUGCUCUCCUGGUGGGGCCACCAUCCACGCCCUGCAUGUGCUGGAGAGUGGGGGCUUCCGCUCCCUGCUCAUCAAUGCGGUGGAGGCCUCCUGCAUCCGCACGAGGGAGCUGCAGACCAUGGCUGACCAGGAGAAGGUCUCGCCUGCUGCCAUCAAGAAGACUGUUCUGGACAAGAUGAAGCUGGACUCUCCUGCAGGGGCCUCUCUGUCCUCUGGCCCUGCCAAGCCACUGGCCCGCAGCCUGGCCCCAGCAGGCAAGGACUGAUGCGCCCUGCCUCUGCCUGUUCUCCCUUCCUCCCUCCUUCCCUGCCUCUUGCUGUGUUGCCCGUGCCUGACUUUGAAUUAUUGCCCUCGACUGAUCCUCCCACCUGAGCCUCCCAAGUGCUGGGACCCAGCUUUGCUCUCCACUUCUUCCUUUCCUGACUCCAGGCUCUUGCCCUGGGGUUAUCUAGUGAAGAUGUCCUUCAGUGGACAUCUACCCACAGUCUGGGUCAGCUAGGGUUGUGGCCAGGGAGGGACAUGUCACUUUCCACUGGGAACUUCCAUGGUCCCCAGGCUUCAGCCCAUAACAGGGCUGGGUUCUUAGACCUCUGCCCACCCUGAGCUUUUUAUGAUGCUCUAGCCUGGGGGUCUUCACCCUCCCUCAGCCCCAGUGUCAGCUGGCUUGGGCUUGGCCCUCCUUGAGUGAGAAGGUCAGUGGUAGAGCACUUAGCAUGGCAAGUCCCUGCUUCCCCUCCCAGCACUGCAACACAGAAAGACCCAAGGCCCCUUCUCCACGCUCUACUCGCUCUCCUUCCUGUGUGCUGGCAGCAGGUCCCAGGCAUCUUGAGCUUGGUGCCAGGGACCCAAGUUCUGGCCAGCUGCCCAGCUUCCUCAAACAUGUUGAACAUUUGAGUACUCCUUGGGUAGUUGACGAACUUCCUGUGACUACCAGCACACUCAGACCAUCACACUCCUGAUCUGCCUGGUGGGUGCUGUCACUUCCCUCCCAACCCUUCAGGCUGAAUAAACUGGUUUCUGAAAGCUCUCAAUGCCCUGACUUCUAACUAGCACUUGUGAGGAAGGCCUCUGCACAGCAGAGGCCCAGCCAGCCACUCACGGCCCUAAGCCCUGUAGUCCCAUAGCAGCCAGGCUGAGGCCCCCGGAGAGCAGAGGUCUGGAAGCUCCUGGGCCUCACUCAUUACAGACAUACCUAGAAGCUGGUAGGGGCUUACGUCCA